GUCAGCUUUCCUGAGGGGUAAGAAUCCUCUACUUUACACCCUAUUACCGUCUUCCUCAAAUCUGAGCAGAUCAAGAAAACUCAUCAUCAACCUUCAAGAUCCAGAGCCCAAGUUAUAAUUAUAAAAAGUAAAACUUCAAUAUGAAACUGUUAAUUCUCGUUUACGCUCUCUAAUCUGCGUCAGAAAACCAUCAUGGGUUCUUGAGAUCCCCAACACCCUCUCUCUCUCUCUCUCUCUCCCUCGAAACUUUUGAAAAUCUUCCCAACUCUUUUUUUCCCCCAUUCUUGGCUUCCUCUAAUGAUUCUUGGCGCCCGUACAGUCAUAUGCGAUCGAUAACUACGCUGCAUUUCCAGGAGAACGGCUUUGUUGCGGAUCGGAGAUGCGGAUUUUCAGUCCGGUCGCCGUUUUGUCGAUUUUACUUUCUUUUUUCGCAUCUGGGUCACACUCUAUAGAAAAUUUCCGUCAAGCGUUUCCUAUUAUAGAACCGGAUCCUGGCCACACAAAACUCCGCCUUUCAAGAGAAGGCUUGGAAGCUAUUGAGAGAAUCACCACCCCUAUAGCGGCUGUUGCGGUUAUUGGUCCAUAUCGUUCUGGAAAAUCGUUCCUGCUUAAUCAACUUCUAUCACUGUCAUGUUAUGAAGGUUUCGGUGUUGGGCACAUGCGCGAUACAAAAACUAAAGGUAUAUGGGUAUGGGGAGCUCCAGUGGAACUGGAUAUUGAUGGAGUUAAAACAUCUGUCUUCUAUCUUGAUACAGAGGGAUUUGAAAGUAUUGGGAAAUCAAAUGUAUAUGAUGACAGGAUUUUUGCCCUGGCAACUGUGAUGAGUUCUGUGCUUAUAUACAAUCUACCUGAGACGAUACGUGAAGCAGAUAUAUCUCGGUUAUCAUUCGCGGUUGAGCUUGCUGAAGAAUUUUAUGGAAGAGUGAAGGGGCAAGAUGUGGCUUUUGAACCCGCUAAGUUAUUAUGGUUAAUCCAGCGUGAUUUUCUACAAGGAAAGUCAGUGCAAGAAAUGGUUGAUGAGGCUCUCCGACGAGUCCCUAAUGCCAAUGGGGACAAGAAUAUUGAUCAGGUGAACCAGAUUCGUGAAUCUUUGGCUAUCAUGGGGGAUAAUAGCACAGCCUUUAGCUUACCUCAGCCCCAUCUUCUACGCACAAAGCUUUGUGACAUGAAGGACGAUGAACUUGAUUCUAUAUAUGUUAAGAAGAGGGAGCAGUUGAAAACAGUUGUAUCGUCUAUCAUCCGACCAAAGAUUGUCCAGGGUAAAUCUCUCAACGGGAAGGAAUUUGUUUCUUUUCUGGAGCAGAUUCUUGAGGCCCUAAAUAAAGGGGAGAUUCCAUCAACAGGGUCCCUUGUGGAGGUCUUCAAUAAGGGUAUUCUGGAGCGAUGUUUGAAACUGUAUAGUAGUCGUAUGAGUAAUUUGGGUUUGCCCACAUCGGAGGAGUCUCUCCAGCGAGCUCAUGAAGGUUCUAGUAAAGCAGCAAUGGAAGCUUUUGAUGAGCAGCAUUUUGGCCGUCAUCACGCCAAGAAAUCAGCUGAGCAGUUAGUUGAAGAAAUUGAGAAGGUAUACAAGAACUUUGUUCUGGCUAAUGAAUUACAAUCCUCAAAGCUGUGUGAGGCACUAUAUAUAAGAUGCGAGGAAAAAAUGGACCAACUUCAAGUCCUAAGACUUCCAUCUAUGGCUAAAUUUAAUGCAGGAUUCCUUCAAUGCAACCAAAGUUUUGAAAGAGAAUGUGUAGGACCUUCUAAAAGCAACUAUGAAAUGCGGAUGAUGAAGAUGUUGGGGAAAUCAAAAUCUCUAUUUAUCAAAGAAUACAACCACAGGCUUUUCAAUUGGUUGGUGGCCUUCUCACUUGUCAUGGUGGUGGUGGGUCGGUUUAUCAUAAAGUUUAUUCUGAUCGAGAUUGGAGCAUGGAUACUUUUUAUUUUCUUAGAGACGUACACGCGGAUGUUUUGGACCUCGGAAUCUCUUUAUUACAACCCAGUUUGGCAUGCUAUUGUGAGGACUUGGGAAGCGGUUGUCUACAGCCCUGUUCUUGAUUUAGACAGAUGGGCGAUCCCUCUUGGCGUAAUCGCAACGAUAUUGGUGCUCUAUUGGCGAUGUUAUGGGAAGCGAAAACGUUCACGUUGGGCAUUGCCUCUCUACAACAAUCAGAAAGACCAACGAAGAUCAGAAUGAAAGAUAUACACGAUGGAGCAUAUAUGUUGCUCUAUCGUCCCAUCAUUCAGCCUCAGGUGCUUUUUCAUUUUUAUAUACAAAGCAUACCUGGUUGAUAUCAGGUAGGUCGAAAAGAGAUCUCCUGGUGUUGGUGUUGUAACAAUUACUGUGAAAUGUACAAUGAUGGUCUCUUGAUCUAAUUCAGGCGGAAUUUUAUGUCAUAUAUAUCAAACGUGCACUUUAGCUGUUGGAUAUCUUGUCAUGAACCAUCUGACGAUGAUUUGCUCUCAAGCCUAAGAAGAAUGGUUUGGGACAUGGAGGGAUACAGAACCACAAUUGUUCUUAGCACUUUGACAACAUUAUUUGAGAUAUGGGCGCCUGGAUUCUGAUUUUGGUGGUGUAAAGCAAAUCCUACUAAUAUCUUCGUUUGUAUUUUCUAUGUCAACCGUAAAUUUGCAGUCUUGUCGCUGGACGGAGUGUCAAACGAGUUCGUUUAAGCCUAUUGGUAUUUAUUCUUAGGUUCAAAUC
Molecule: messenger RNA, 2683 nt
Organism: Sesamum indicum (sesame)
Lineage: Eukaryota; Viridiplantae; Streptophyta; Magnoliopsida; Lamiales; Pedaliaceae
Source: RefSeq, a predicted model, not a curated record